AUGAUAUCUGGGGUAGAGUCUAGGACCGGCAUAUUGGCCGUGUUCUUGACACUCCAGCUCCUCGUCUUCAUUCUCGAGAUUCUUGUUUUCACCCCAAGCAUCAGAACGCGAGGGUGGUACAUGCCGCUGCGGCAAUGGCUUGCUCCUCUCGGUGUUGCUCUCCUCGGAGUAAUUCUUGUGCCCAUCGUGUUCAUAGACGUCGAAUCGACCGGCGAAGCCCUGCAUGGCAAGUGCGGUGUCGGUGUGGAUGCCGACGUCGCAGGUGACGGCGUCCGCAUCGCGGCGUGGGUGCAAGUAUGCGUCCUCAUCGCAAUCUCUUUACUGGGCACCUUCCACCCCAAUGCCACUGGUGCCAAGGAGAUGGGCGCUGGACUCGUCUUGACGCACAUAUCCCUGGCUAUCGCUUUGCUUGUCCAGGUAAAGCAGCAGACACUGACAUUGGCUGAUGCUGCCGUCGGCGCCAUGAUUCUUGACGCUCAGAACAUGGCCCUAUCAAUUCCCCUUGCAGCGAAAGAGUCCUUGGCCGCCAGAUGGCAGGUUCAGGUUACGGGCUUGAUCCAACUCUUUGGACUCAUAACCCUUCUUUUCAUUGUCAGACAGCUAUUCCAGGGCUCGUUUUCCACCGAGGAAUGUCCCUGCUUGACGGUAUUCUGGUGGGCAUGGCUCAGCAACUGUCAGCCACCCCAGAAUGAACAGGCUCUAUUUUGGGUUUACUGCAGUCUGCGGUGCUUGAUAUUUGCACAAACGUCGUUUCACUCUCUCUACAACACUCAAGAAUUCCACGAAGCUGAGCCAAAAUGCGGCGAUGAGGGAACUGAGAUUCAACAGAAGGGUGGCGUGUUGGUUUCCAUCACGUAUCCCAACGACAGUAUUGAUGGACUGCCUGCCUCCUACAGCGAGUAUCCUGCUACUACGUCUUCCAUAUACGCCCUACACGGUGUACUCGCCCUCACUUCCAUGAGUGCAGCUGAGAUGGCUAUUCAACAUUCGAAUCUGCAGCCAUCAUCAGCCAUCAAUUCUGUCGGCCAGAUCAUAGCUCUCGUCGUCGCUGCCGCCACUGCUCUGCGGGCAGGUUGGCUUUUUCUGAUGCUCUUCAUCCGUGACUGGACGUCCGGAAAAGUAUCUGGUAUCAUGUGGCCUUUUCGACUAUACAACUUCACGCAGGCGUCUGGCUGGCAAGGUUACACCCUACUCCCGACAUCUGGCCACGAUCCCAGCACGAUCAAGCUUGGUAGCAUUAUCAACGACCCCAAAGACCCAUUUAGUCCACUCGAUGACCCUGUAACGACAGAACCGGCCGUCCGCACUCGCAUCGAGGAUGUCGAACAGAUAACCACCACCCGCUCCCGGGGGCCCAAACGGGUUUUCAAUCACAUCCCUGCUUUUCGCGACGUCACGGCUGAAGAUUUGAAAAGGGUGACAGCAGAUGCUAUGGAGACAGUCAAGUUCACGCCGAGCACAGAUUAUAUUGAGGAGAGCAUGAAAAAGCCUGGGGUGGAAGCUUACCUUGAGUCCAUGCGAGGCCCCGCCAACAGAGUUUUUAUGGUGACUGGAGUAAUGAACGCGGAAGGUUUUACUCUUUCUACUUGCAGUUCAUCUUCUACCUCUGCGUCUGCUUCGAUGGCAGUUCCUGGGUUCCCUCUGGACAUGGGCGCUAGUGCUCAUAUGGGUAGGAGCAAAGAAAUGUCAACAACAUACCAUGGGCUUAUACCUGUUGCAUAUCGGUUAGAGGCUAUCACGGUGGGUAAAGAUGGCUAUGUCUUUAAAGCUCAGAGAUACGGAGGGGAUAAUUGCAUGGACACGAUAGCCUAA
Molecule: messenger RNA, 1812 nt
Organism: Fusarium keratoplasticum
Lineage: Eukaryota; Fungi; Ascomycota; Sordariomycetes; Hypocreales; Nectriaceae
Exons: 1
Coding region: 1-1812 (603 amino acids)
Source: RefSeq, a predicted model, not a curated record